Messenger RNA from Protopolystoma xenopodis, 1476 nucleotides. NCBI's taxonomy places the organism in Eukaryota, Metazoa, Platyhelminthes, Monogenea, Polystomatidea, Polystomatidae. The record is from the annotation of a GenBank genome assembly.
AUGAUAGCUCUCACUGACGAUGCUGAUUGCGAUGCCGUCGAAACGUUUGGAAAUGUACCAAAUCAAUGGUCUGAUGCUGGAAAUCCCGAAUAUUAUGGUAGGUACGUUCCUCAACGUUUUCCUGAUGUUUCGACCAAGCUGGGAAAACGAGAUACAGGGCAUUCCUUGAUCAAUGAGAAUUCAAUUCCUAAUACUGAAGAGGAGAAUACCGAUGAAACCCAUUCCCAAAUUACUUUCAGUGACCCAAAUUGUGAUCCUUUAAAACGGAAAAACGAGCACCAUGUCAGUUUUUGUGAUCAGAUUGCCGAAGUGACGAUGCCGAUGAUGACUCAAAAAGACCUAGAAGAUUUAAAACUGAAGAGUGAAAGCAGCACGCUGGAAGCAGAUCAUAUGAAAGAAACAAGGUCUUAUAUUACAGAGGCAAUGAAGGAGGAGAUUGAAGAAGACGAUGACUGGCACGAGGCUGUGGAGGAAGAUCUAGACAAACAUGAGAGAGAAGUGUGCAAAGGGAACAUAGAGAACGAAAAUGAGGUAGCGGAGCAAGGAACUGAUGAAAAUCAGAAGGGAGAAGCAGAACUAGUUAAAUCCGUGGAAAAUGAAGAAAUUCACAAGGCAGAAACAUUUUUGGACCAAAGGCCCUGUAUCAAACCUAGAGAAGAAUUCGAUGAAAAUGAGGGGAAGAUAUGCAUGGCGAACAACAAGGAGAAUCUAGGAGAGGUUGUAAAAGAGAUGGAAAAUGCAAAGCAGGAAUCGGAAGAAGCAGAGCCUUUGCAGAUAACUAAUGAAGUCGUAAAUGGUCCUCUUGAGAACCAGUCAAUUUCAAUAAUUGAUGAGUGUACGAAUGAGAAUGCUCUGGACAAAGGGCCCGAACUGGAAGAAUCUAUAGAUAAAAUAAUGAAAUAUAACUGUAUCUCAUCCACCAAUGACAAAUCUAAUUUGCUUGAAAACUCUACAGAAUCCAAAGAAGAGACGGUGCAGGAAUUCAGAGAGGAUGAGGUAAUCAAGGAGCACCAAACUUUAGCCCCAAGUCUCGAGCUAAAUUCUAAGGACCCCGAGUUGUUGGAUGAAAACAAAGAAUUCGUCAAAGAGCUAGAAGAGGAGGCUAAGAGGGAAGAGGAGGAGGCUAAGAGGGAAGAGGAGGAGGACGUCGAAAAGCUCGGAUCAGCUGUCUGCCUCGUCAUCUCUACUGAGAAGCCAAGCUCGCUUUGUGAGGCCAAAGAGUUCGCAGAAGACUGCAAGGAGAAGGAAAUGAAGGAGCAGGAUAGCAACGAGGCAGAGGAAUUUAGACAACAACCCGAUCUAGUUUUACACCUUGCUAAUACUCUUGAAGAGCAGACUUCACUAGGAGAGUUCACGGAAUGCAUAACUGAUCUGAAAGUUGAGAAUAUAGAGGAGAAAUUAGAAUUUGAGAAGGAACCCUCCCAUUCAGAGGUAAGUAAGCGUGAAUUAAAAAUGGACACUUCUUAUAUUAAUUAA